Glarea lozoyensis ATCC 20868 is the source of this 4314-nucleotide messenger RNA. Its product is annotated as DNA/RNA polymerase. Lineage: Eukaryota; Fungi; Ascomycota; Leotiomycetes; Helotiales; Helotiaceae. Gene Ontology annotation, biological process: mitochondrial transcription. The record is from RefSeq and is a predicted model, not a curated record. Gene Ontology annotation, molecular function: DNA-directed RNA polymerase activity; mitochondrial promoter sequence-specific DNA binding. The transcript has 2 exons. The coding region runs from base 1 to 4314 and encodes 1437 amino acids. Gene Ontology annotation, cellular component: mitochondrial DNA-directed RNA polymerase complex.
AUGCUCGUCCGCGCAGCUCGUCGAAAAGUUGCUUCCGCCACGCUUCGAACACAACCUCUCUUCGACCAACUGUAUCUUCCUUGGCUUUGUCCUGCCCAUAUUUCGAGCUCUCCAAGGAUUUUACGUCGCUGCGUGACUACCGAUUCCCCUCUUAAUCGACCUGUAACAAGCAAAAGACGAUACUCUAAUGAUGGCGGAAAUGGAUCGUCGCGGCGCUCAAUGGCGACAGCUAUGGCCGCGACUGUGGAGUCCAUGAACUUCGACGACAUACCUUUCGAGCCAUCUAUCAAUACCCGCCCUCCUCCGUCCGCACACAACCUCACCCAGAGAUACGUUAUGGGCACGGGCUUCGAAAACGGAAGAAAUCACCAAGAACUUGGAGGAGGUUCAUAUGAAGACUUGGUUAACUCCGAGCAGAAGAUCAGGUCGACCCAGAUUGGUGUUUCCGGCGACAUAACACAGAUCCUUUCUAUCUACCAUGCUUGUCUCACAAUGGGCAAGAUGGAGCGCGCUGGUGUGAUCCUUCUCCGAGUUUUGAAGAAGGCGGAUGUUGGCGAGGAGGCUGCCAUUCAGCUUCACACGGACUACAUUCGUGCGUACGCGGAUCACGUAAUGCUAAAUCCUACGCAUGAAGCCAUGCGGGGAAUUCAUAGAUGGUUUGAUCUUGAGAUACGCCGCAAAGAUCAGACUUGCACCGCAGAGAUGGUGGCAUACAUGUUGAAGGCUUCCUUGUAUGCCGCGGACGAUGAAACCGGGGGAAAUAAGAAGCGUUUGGUGCGACGGUAUAUGAAUAUCGUCGAGGAGGAAGCAGGGAUAGAAGAAACACUGAGCAUGCCAUUCCUUACCGAUCGCGAAAGGAAUGAAAUCAUGCAGAUAUGCCCUAAUUUGAAUUUAGCACAGAGCCUGUGGGAAGACCUGGAGCAAGAUCCAGUAACACCGCUCGAGGGGUUAUCUGCUAGAGACGACUCCCAACAAACUCCGAGUUCUACAUCAUCAGACGUCGUCCCUGAAGUCAAACCCGUUGAACAAAAGGGGCAGGGUUUGGAUGCUCUGAGGCAGUCUUUAUCUUUAUUUUCCGCUUCGCCGUCACAGGGGUUGUCUCUGGGAAGCAAGACAACAGAAGAAAAACGAGAAAUACAGCGGCAAUUGGAGGAGGAUUCGGUCACUGCGGCUGCAGAGAGAUGGAGAUCAGAGAGCCUAGCACUCAAAAAGAUGGGUCUCGACUCGGCCUUGCAAACCAAGUCUAUAGGCGCAAGGAUGUGGAAAUGGCAGAAGGCUCUGGAGCAGCAUUUACAAAAGGAAAUUGACAGGCUCGAGGUAAUAGAGCAGAAAGAAAAGAAGACUCGCGAGGAUGAAGAACUCUGUAUUCAUGCGACAUUUCUGCGAACGGUUCCAACUGAAAAACUAGCUGCGCUGACGAUUUUAUCUACCAUGGGGUUGCUUGCUAGCCAGGGAAUCGAUAAGGGCUUGCUGCUUGGGCAUGCUAUAAUGCAUAUUUCAGGUGCCAUUGAAGACGAGAGCGUGCUUGAAAGAGUUAAAAGGCAAAAGAGGAGCCCGUUGACAAGCCGCUCGCAAAUAGGUGUCUACGACCUCAAGAAGAUGGUCAAAAAUCGAGGGGCUGGAUCUUUGUCAAAAUUACUGUCCGCAACAGACUCAAAACACCCAAUGGCCAAGCGCGCUUCACAAUACUCUAUGGAAUUACCAUGGCCCACUGCUGUACGGGCGAAGGUUGGGGCUUAUGUAUUGUCAGCUCUGAUUGAUAUAGCAACUAUGCCGGUGCCCAUUCAAAAUUCCGUUACUAAGGAAACCAUGACUGAAAUGCAACCGGCUCUAUUGCACUCCUACAAAUACAAACACGGAAGAAAAUACGGCAUUAUCAUGGCUAACGAAGCGUUGACUCAGUCUCUGAAGCGUGAGCCUGUCCAUAGCCUGUUGGCAAAGCAUUUGCCUAUGCUAGUGGAGCCUGAUCCUUGGAUGUCUUUUGCUGAGGGAGGUUAUCUCAUUCAUCCCACAAAACUUAUCAGAGUCAAGUCAGGCAAUAAAGACCAAAGAUAUUACGCUGAAGCUGCUAUUGCGCAGGGAGACCUAGAUCGAUUGCGUGAAGGUUUGGAUGUCCUUGGCAAAACUGAAUGGAGGAUCAACCGGCCUGUGUUCGACGUGAUGUUGAGAGCUUGGAACACUGGGGAAGCCAUCGCCAAUUUCCCUGCAGAAUCCCCAGAUCUAGCCACGCCCCCACCACCACCGCCAAGUGCAUCCGUCUCAGAAAAGCGCCGUUGGCAGAGAACUGCCAAAGACCUACACAAUCAGCGGACGGGCUUGCAUUCAAAAAGAUGUUUCCAAAAUUUUCAGCUUGAAAUCGCCCGAGCACUUCGAUCGGAAUCCUUUUAUUUUCCGCAUAACGUCGAUUUUCGUGGGCGUGCUUAUCCGAUACCACCAUAUCUCAAUCACAUGGGUGCGGAUCAUUGUAGAGGCCUGCUAAAGUUUGGGAAGGGGAAGCCACUUGGCGUGGCUGGUCUCAGAUGGCUCAGAAUCCACCUUGCGAAUGUAUACGGCUUUGACAAGGCGAGUCUUCAAGAGCGAGAAGACUUUUCCAAAACUCACAUGGAAGAGAUCUUGGACUCCGUGGCCAAUCCUCUAGAGGGGUCUAGGUGGUGGCUUAAUGCUGAAGACCCCUGGCAAACUUUGGCUGCCUGUUUUGAGCUCAAAAGCGCGUUGGAUUGCGAAGACCCCACAAGUUUUGUCAGCCAUCUACCAGUACAUCAGGAUGGCACAUGUAAUGGGUUACAGCAUUACGCAGCCUUGGGCGGCGACUUAUGGGGUGCUCAGCAAGUCAAUCUAGAGCCAGGAGACCGUCCUGCGGACGUUUAUACUGCUGUCGCGGAUCUAGUUAAAGAGUCCAUCGCUCGCGACAAACUGGAGGGUAACGAACAGGCGGCUUACCUGGAUGGUAAGAUAACUCGAAAAACGGUCAAGACCACGGUCAUGACAAACGUCUAUGGCGUGACUUUCACGGGCGCGCGAGAUCAAGUCAGAAAGCAACUAACUGAGACUUACCCCGACUUACCGAUCAAACCGACGAUGAAUGCCAUCACUCUUUCAUCGUACGUCGCGCGGCUUAUCUUUACCGCGCUUGGUAAUAUGUUCAAAGGUGCUCAUGAAAUCCAGCACUGGUUUGGAGAAUGCGCUGGCAGGAUAUCAAGAUCUCUUACUCUCGACCAAAUGAAUCGCCUGGAACUUGAAAUGGAUAAUUACAAGCAAUGCGCAUCACACAAAACACCGAGAACCCAAUCUCUGAACAGGAUAGUGGAAUAUUCGCAUUUCAAAUCUACUGUUAUUUGGACUACACCGCUGAACAUGCCUGUGGUCCAGCCAUACAGAAACACAAAAUCUCACAUGGUUAUGACUGCCUUGCAGGCCAUAAAUCUCCAAGAGCCCCAUCGAACGGAUACUAUAAGUAAACGCAAGCAGCUUCAAGGCUUUCCCCCUAACUUUAUUCAUUCACUAGAUGCGACCCAUAUGCUUCUCUCGGCCUCGAAAUGUGCGGAAUCAGGAUUGUCAUUUGCGGCCGUUCACGACUCCUUCUGGACGCAUGCUUCAGACAUUGACCAGAUGAAUCUGGUUCUGCGAGACAUGUUCAUUGACAUCCACACAGAGGAUGUCAUUGGACGACUCGCCGCCGAAUUUGACGUGCGAUAUAAAGACAGCUGGUAUCUGUCCUCGGUACACCCAGACACACAUGUGGCGAGGAAGAUUCGAGAAUGGCGGACGACACAUCCGAAACACAUAGCAUUCAAAGGCUUGGGAAACCACGUACCACAUGUCGGGACCCAUCUGCAUGAACUCUAUCUGGAACGCAAACGUAUUCGCCUUCUGGCCUCGGAUGUUCCAGAAGAAGUACAGCAAGGCAAAGCGAUGGUCACACCAUAUACGAUCUUUGCCCAGGAAGCCCAAGAAAGGGACGUCGCCGAUGACACUGAAAUAGAUGCAAUAGCACAAUUAGGCUCUACAGGCAAGGACGUCGAUCCGGGUUCGGACGAUAUUUCCGAGGUCUCAAGUGAAGAAUCUCAAGGAUUCCAACCUGUGGCCAUUUCCGAUACAGCAGAUGAAAUUUCCGAUAUACAAGAUGAAGAGAGUGAGCCACCCAGUUCCCCAUUCGAAAUCCAUGUUCAGAAAAGAGCGAAGGUAAAAAGAGCCAAUGCGCCACGUAAACUGGGCCCAGUAUCUGUAUGGUUACCUAUUACCUUUCCUCAGCAUCCUCAAAAGGGCGAUUUCGAUGUCUCGCGACUUCGAGAUAGUAAAUAUUUCUUUUCGUGA